GUCUGCUUAAACUGAGAACAUGCUCAACGUUUCAGUUUAAGGGAGGGAAUGUUGAAGAAUAAGUAAUGUUGAAUAAGUCCAAUGCUGAAUAAGUCUAGUAUUGACUCAGUAUUUUUAGUACUCCGUAUUAAUCAAGUUUGUUGUCCUAUUCUUUAGGAAGUAGCUGUACACUUCUAUGGCUUUCCUUCUUUUUAGCAGAUAUAGUUUCUUUCAUGUAUAAUUUUUAAAGGCAACAAAACUCCUGCUUGGAGGUGGCCAAAAGGUUUGACAGAGAAAAGGACAGGCUGCUAGAAUUUCUUUGAUCAUUCUUGUGUUAGUGUAAAACUUCUAUAAUUGUUGGUGAUAAUUAUGGAAUUUUGAAAUAUAUCCUUGUAAAAUCUUUGUAUCUCUUGGAGUAUUGGCAUUCAUUUCGCCUACUUUUUUUAUAUAAAAUUUUCUGUGUUUUGCGCGAUGAGUAAGGCCUCAAUCUCAUCAUCUUUAGCUUCACCAUUUUACCAUUUGGUGGCAAACAUGAUGAUGACGACGAUGACAACGAGGAUGGCAACGACAAUGGCAACCUGGGUUUGCUUCCUCUUCAUCAGCAUGGACAUCGCGGCUGGGAUACUCGGCAUCCUAGCACAGAGGGCCCAAAACAAGAUGCCGUACGAGAAAGUGUUGAUAGUGGAGUGCUGGGAACCAAGCUACAAGGCGUACGGGCUCGGGUUCGCAGCCUGCGUCCUUCUGGGAGCAGCUCAUGUGUUUGCUAACAUGUUGUGUGGCUGUUUUUGCUUCGGUUCCAAAGCUGAGCUCGGGCGCGCCUCUCCUACUAGGCAACUAGCCACGGCUUCCCAAGUCUUCUCUUGGAUCACAGGCUGCAUUGCCUUUAUAUUGCUGGUCAUAGGGACAGUGUCGAACGCGAAAACAACAAAGACGUGCGGGCUGUCGCGCAGACACGUGCUCGUUGUCGGAGGGAUUAUGUCUUUCGUUCACGGGCUCUUCCUCGUUGCUUACUAUGUUGCUGCCUCUGCUGUUGCGGAUGAAGAUAGAAGAAUGAUCAGACAACAAAUGGGUGUUGGUCCAUACAGACCACCAGUAAUGCCUGCUGCCCCUCUCCCACUCUCUGUUUGAUUUAAAACCAUAUAUUCUUCACAUGUUGUUCCAAUGGUAAAUUCUAAUUUAUUUGGUUUAUUCUUUUAUUGGUUUAAUUUUGCCUUCUCUUUCUGUUUAUGAUAUGAGAAUCAAAUACGGCUUUGUAA
Cuscuta campestris is the source of this 1235-nucleotide messenger RNA. NCBI's taxonomy places the organism in Eukaryota, Viridiplantae, Streptophyta, Magnoliopsida, Solanales, Convolvulaceae. The record is from the annotation of a GenBank genome assembly.